Messenger RNA from Trichomonas vaginalis G3, 882 nucleotides. Its product is annotated as cysteine-type peptidase protein. The transcript has a single exon. The coding region runs from base 1 to 882 and encodes 293 amino acids. NCBI's taxonomy places the organism in Eukaryota, Parabasalia, Trichomonadida, Trichomonadidae. Gene Ontology annotation, cellular component: lysosome. Gene Ontology annotation, molecular function: cysteine-type endopeptidase activity. The record is from RefSeq and is a predicted model, not a curated record.
AUGCGCGAAAACAACUAUGCAUACAUUGGCGAAGAGUAUGCUUUCAGACUUGGUAUUUAUCUUUCAAAUAUGAGGUACAUUAAAGAGCAUAACAAGGCUGGUUCAAGCUACAAGCUUGAAGGAAACCGUUUUGCUGCUUUCACACCAGCAGAAUAUCGUUCAAUGUUAUCAAAACCAAAAUCCCUUGCUAAGAAAUUCGAAAGUGCACCAUUAAAGCACAAGGAAGGUGCAAUCCCAGCAGAGUUCGACUGGAGAACAAAGGGAGUUGUUACACCAGUCAGAUAUCAAGAAGGUUGUGGCGCAGGCUGGGCCUUUGCAUCUGCCGCUUUACAAGAAUCCAUGUGGGCUAUUUACGAUAGAGGACUUGCCCAUCUCUCUGUCCAGCAAUUACUCGACUGUGACUACAAUGACGACGGAUGUGACGGUGGUUCAUCCGAUGGCGCCUCAUACUUCGUAUUACUUAACCAGUACGGCAUGUGGAUGUCCGAUUCCGACUAUCCAUUCAAGCCAUACGUCGGAGAAUGCAAAUUCGACUCUUCAAUGGCCCAAUCCAAGUUUGUACAGCUUACAUACACAAAGAAUGAGACAGAUAUGGCUGUAACAGUUGCAACACACGGAGUUCUCGCUUGCGGAUACGACGCAUCUGCUGCAGAUUUCGAAUGGUACAGUUCUUGUGUUUAUGACAACCCAGACUGCGAUCCAUGGGGCAUCUGCCACUGGAUGAUGAUCUGUGGAUACGGAACUGACGCAGGAAAAGACUACUGGCUCGCAAAGAACUCAUUUGGAAGCACUUGGGGCAUGGAAGGCUACAUCGAGCUUGUCAGGAACAAGGACGGUCAAUGUGGCGUUGACUUAUUGACAUUUACACAUAUAAUUGAGUAA